GGGUGUAUUCAGCUUGGAGCAGCACAGAGGGUGGAGUAUGAGCUCAAUGAGAUACGGAUAGUGUUUGGAUAUUUGUACCGAGUGUGAAAACAUGCGCAGGUGAUUCAGGAGCUCGAGCCGGGGAAGCAGCGCGCGCGACACGGCGGCUUAUGGCGGGACUCUCGUACCUGGUGCUCCGCUUUUCGGGAUCCGCUGGUCGGACCUACGGCGUGUUUUCAAAGGGACUGACGAGGACUUUGUUGAUCUUUUUUGAUUUGGCGUGGCGUCUCCGCAUCCGAUUCCCUUACCUCUACCUCAUCGCCUCCAUGAUGUUUAACGUGAGAUUACAGGUCCACAUUGAGAUACAUUAAUUUCCAUCCAAGAAAUUCUGAAAUGUCAACAUCUCUGGACCAGAGAGCUCAUAUGCUGCUCAUGCUGCUUUGGAAGUCAGCUGAGGCCAUAGGAAACCCAGCACUGGAAGAACUAUGGACGCACACACAAAGGUGAAGCUGAAACCUACCAACGCUGUUUCCCCACAGGAUACUGUCCAGAAGAGGCUGUAUUUGCUUCAGAAAAAAAUGUGAACCUUAAGGUCAGCUUUUACAGCUGAGUAUCUCGCACAGCGGCUCACUCCUGACUGCCACGGCUUUUUUUUGGGGUACACAUGGAAAUUUCAGGGAGACGUCAGUACAAAGGGAGUUGAUGAGUCACUUGUAGCGAUCACACAAGUGACUCAUAAAAUGUCGAUUGCCUUUUUUUAACAGGUCCACUACAGCUAUGAGAUGAAUUCUCACAUGCUCUGUUCUGUUCGGUCAGGGGAGUUUUCAUUCAUUUAUGUAGCAUUUGACCGAUCUCGCACUUGCAUUGCAUGCCACUUCUUUUUGUUUACCAUAUAGAUUAGGACCGAGCCUCUCACUGGUAAUGGUUUAUAAAUGUACAUAAGGUAACGUCAGAUUUCUAGGUUGUUGGGUUUUUCUUUUUUUUCCCCCCUAUUUCCCCAGCAUCGAUGGCAUUUAUAGUUUAUGUAGGCUACCAUAGCCUAUAAUUUAUAUUGAGAAGUACAUGAUUCUCCACAGAUUGUGGCACAUUUUAAAACAAUGAUGGUUUGGUUUAAGAAAAAAAAAGCAUGCCAGGGAACAGGAAUUUUAAUUGUGGAUGCAGAAGAAUAUUUAAGGACCCAAUGAUAAAAACAGUUCAUGUUCUACAUGUUAUCAAGUUAACUUUUUGUCACAAGUAGUGCUCUGAUGUUUAUUAACUUUUUCCCCCACAUAUAAUAUUUUUAAAGAAUGCCACAGACCAAUAAUCCCAUCGUUUUAUCUAAUGGGCUCCACUUAUUACACUGUUUUUAUCGUCUGUAAGUCGCAGUCCUGCCUCCUGCCUGCAAGUCAGUACAGCUGUUUUUAGACUACAGUAAAUGGUACUUAAAAAUGUGUUUAAUCUUAAAUAUGAUAUGGAUUUUCUUGUUCGUCUUUUGUCAGUGCGUUAUUUGAAAUGUGCAAUUACUUUAAACAGCAAGCAUAAGUAAUGUAAAAACCUGAAUACAAUAAAAGAAUGAAGAACAA
Clarias gariepinus (North African catfish) is the source of this 1541-nucleotide messenger RNA. RefSeq names its product small integral membrane protein 10-like protein 2A. NCBI's taxonomy places the organism in Eukaryota, Metazoa, Chordata, Actinopteri, Siluriformes, Clariidae. The record is from RefSeq and is a predicted model, not a curated record. The coding region runs from base 150 to 350 and encodes 66 amino acids. The transcript has 2 exons.